GACGUAGCCACGUUCCCUUUCUUCUGCAUACGGGAGACCCCGUUUGUCCCUUUUCCUUCUCGGCCUCACUGAGAGAAGAUGCCUGGAGUAACGGUGAAAGACGUUAACCAACAGGAGUUUGUCAGGGCUCUGUCUGCCUUCCUUAAAAAGUCUGGAAAGCUAAAGGUCCCAGAAUGGGUAGACACAGUUAAGUUAGCUAAACACAAAGAGUUGGCACCUUAUGAUGAGAACUGGUUCUAUACUCGUGCUGCAUCCACAGCUCGCCACUUGUACCUCCGUGGUGGCGCUGGUGUGGGAUCAAUGACAAAGAUUUAUGGUGGACGUCAGCGCAAUGGUGUAAAGCCCAGUCACUUUAGCAGAGGCUCAAAAAGUGUUGCCAGAAGAGUGCUACAGGCUCUUGAAAACCUUAAAAUGGUGGAGAAAGACCCCAAUGGAGGUCGCAGACUGACUCCCCAGGGACAGAGAGACUUGGACAGAAUUGCUGGACAGCUGAAGCUUACUUCACAGAGCCCUUUGGCGAGCUGAAGAAAUUGAGGUUGCAGCAGCUAGCAAGAAACAACAUUAAAAAUGCUAAAUAAAAAAUAAACUAUCUUCUUACUUCCCCA
This is a messenger RNA of Bombina bombina (fire-bellied toad), 605 nucleotides long. It is a transcript of the gene RPS19, whose product is annotated as ribosomal protein S19. The record is from RefSeq and is a predicted model, not a curated record. Gene Ontology annotation, cellular component: ribosome; cytosolic small ribosomal subunit. Gene Ontology annotation, biological process: translation; ribosomal small subunit assembly. The coding region runs from base 79 to 525 and encodes 148 amino acids. The transcript has 7 exons. Gene Ontology annotation, molecular function: RNA binding; structural constituent of ribosome. Lineage: Eukaryota; Metazoa; Chordata; Amphibia; Anura; Bombinatoridae.